AUGUAUUCUCAGUACUGGAACACGGCUCGGGGACACAGACCGGACUACAGGAGAUACACAGUGGUGGAGGGAGACACUCCUCUUCCUCUGGGCUCAGCCAGUCGCAGGAAGCGCCUUCGUUCUGCAGGAGAGGAUGACGAGGAGGCGAGGAGCUGCGCAUCCCGCCCGAACCCGGAAGGCUCGCUGUCAGCCAGCGAACUGAGCCGCUACGGCAAGCCGGAGGUGAAGGAGGUGGAGGGGCUGCAGAGGCUGUGUCAGCGCUGCCACAUCGUGACGUCACAGCUGAACAGACAAGCUGCAGCUGUGGCCGACAGCACGGACCUGAAGGACCCGGCCUACGCUUCCUUCCUCUUCGAUAAGCUCCAGCGCCUCCAGUGGCCUCGCCGUGGCCGCCACGCUUCGGUCGACGCCCGCUGUGACGUCUGCGACGCCUCCUUCUACCAGCUGAGACGCCUCGCCCUGCGGCGCGCUCUGGGCAUCAGCAGGGAGAUGACGCCUCGCCCCACCACCCCCGGCCUACCGCCUCCCACCACCUCCACCGCCCGCCCGGCCUCGGAGAGCAGCUGGGGGGGCGACGAGCUGCCGUUGAAGCAGCAGAGAUGGUCGUAUGAGGAGCGGAGCGGGGGCGGGGCUCUGUGGGGAUGGGGCGGAGUUCAGAGCACCUACCUGGGAGGAGGUGGGGCCAAGGGGCUGGCCACAGUCACGCCGCUCCCCCUGAACGCACAGCACUACCUGGAGGGGGUGUGGAGAGUCUCCUCCUGCAGACCCGAACACCAACAACACACCACGGGUUUGCCUUCAGAUGGAGUUUAUGUGACCAUGAAGAGAUCAGCUCAGGACAUGAAACCAGCCUCUCACAGCAUCGCCACCCAAACCAGCCAACCGCCAUCAGCUGCAGCCGCCUUCUUCGUCAGGGCGGCUCAGAAGCUCAGUCUGUCCCGCAGGAAGAAGUCCCAGCCGGGCCCCGGCUCCCCGCCCGGCGAGGCCUCGGGGCCCCUGCUCUACACCGGGGGCUUCAGCGGGGCCCUGCAGCUCUCCCCACCCGCCGUCCCGCCAUGCCUCCUCCGGGCUGGGUCAAAGGUCAAGGACAAGCCGGGAACGGGGAAGGUCCGAGUGAUGGUCCGGAUCUGUUCGGUCCACAGCAGCGAGUCCUCGGAGUCCAUGUCCCUCCUGAAGGUGGACGGCAGGAGGAAGCAGCUGACUCUCUGCGAGACGUCAGCUGGCGGACUGUCCGCCGCCCAGAGACGCUCCUCCUCCUCGUCUCCGAAGACCUUCAUGUUCGACGCCGUCUUCCUCCAGGACGCUUCACAGGCUGAGGUGUGUUCAGGGACGGUGGCUGAGGUCAUCCAGUCGGUGGUGAACGGAGCAGACGGCUGCAUCUUCUGCUUCGGACACGCUAACCUGGGUAAGACGUACACCAUGAUUGGUCGGGACUGCUCCACCCAGAGUCUGGGCGUGGCCCCCACAGCCGUCUCCUGGCUCUUCAAGGUGAUCGAGGAGCGCAGGGAGAAGUCUGGGGCUCGUUUCUCGGUCAGAGUCUCUGCGGUGGAGAUCUCCGGUCGGGAGGAGACGCUCACCGACCUCCUGGCUGAGCUCUCCACCUCCUCCUCAGCGGGGGCCCACCAGGAGGCCCCGGGCUCCGCGGUAUCACUGCGAGAAGACCCCCUCUGUGGAUCCCAGCUGCAGAACCAGACGGAGCUGCGAGCGACGAGCGCGGAGCGAGCAGCGUUUUUCCUGGACGCCGCCUUGGCAGCGAGGAGGAGCAGCCGGGCGCCGAACGAGCAGGAGGCCCGGAGGAACUCGCACUUCCUGUUCACCCUGCACCUUUACCAGGAGAGGCUGGACAAGAGCAACAAGGCGGCAAUGUCCGGUCGGAGUCGUCUCCACCUCCUGGAUUUGGGGAGCUGUGAGACGGACAUCAGCAGGACCAGGGAGGGAGGUGGAGGUCAGUGUCUGUCUCUGUCGGCGCUGGGAAACGUCAUCCUCGCCCUCGCUAACGGAGCCAAGCACGUUCCCUACAGGGACAGUAAGCUAACCAUGCUGCUGAGUGAAUCCCUGGGAAACAUCAACUGUCAAACCACCAUGAUCGCUCACAUCUCCGACUCCCCGGUGAACUACAUGGAGACGCUGACCACAGUGCAGCUGGCCUCCCGCAUCCACCGCAUGAGGAAGAAGAAGUCCAAGCAUGCCUCCAGCUCGUCUGGAGGGGAGAGUUCCUGCGAAGAAGGCCCGUCCCAUCGACCUCCUCAUCUGCGACCCUUCCACCCUCGGACCGUGGCGCUCGACCCAGACACGUCCCUGCUGCUGUCCAGCGAUCCUGACUAUUCCUCUAGCAGCGAGCACUCCUGUGACACCGUCAUCUAUAUCGGGCCUGGAGGGACAGCCAUCUCGGAUCGAGAACUGAGCGACAAUGAGGGACCGCCUUCCUUCGUUCCUAUCAUCCCUUCUCUGAACAAAAAGAGGGUCAAAGAUGCGCCCAGGUCUGAUGGUGAUCACUUUAAAUGCAACACAUUUGCAGAGCUACAGGAGAGACUCGACUGCAUCGAUGGCAGCGAGGGCCCACCUAUGUUUGGCCCCGAGGGCAAAGCAACACAAGCAACAGCAUUCAGGACUCAGACAGGAGCUACUAAAUCCACAGAGGCAACAUCUCCACCCAAAUCUCAUAAGAACUCCUCCUACGGGUCCUCAGAAAGCACACCAACCACAUGCACAAAUAAAACUGUUCAGGAACUAUUUAAACUCCCUGCAGCCGGUGGCCUCAUGGAAACGACCAAACGGACCAGUGCAGAUGGGGAUAAACUUUCAGCUACUCCCUUUCAGCCAUGUGUGGUGAAGUCCACUGGGACAUUUUCCCAGGACUCAGAGCUUGUGGUGCGAGAGAAGAUCUACCUCAAAGAAGGUGUACCCAAGCCAUCGGCCUCACCAUCCUUAUCCAAGACAUCCAGGGUAGCAUCUCAGCCUGGGGAGGUUGCCAGUAGGACUCCCCCUGUGGGUAUGAGUCAACAAGCACUGAGGCAAGACCAAGCAGCAGGGUCCCCCAACACAGAAAGGGUUCCUCAUACAAGCAGAUGCCCCACAGAUGUCAACCAUCCUCAGACAUCUCUGUUCGGAAGAUGCCUCGACAGAGAUUUCCUGAGGACGACUGUCACACUGCAGCAGCCUGUGGAGCUGAACGGGGAGGACGAGCUUGUGUUCACAGUCAUCGAGGAGCUCCCUCAUGGCCUUGUCCCAGACAACGGUCGCCCCACCAACCUGCUUAGCUUCAACAAUGACUGCUCUCUGCAGGCGUUAGCCUCUGGCUCUCGCCCUGUAAGUAUCAUCAGCAGUAUUAACGAUGAGUAUGAUGCUUACACAUCUCAACCAGGAGCUGCGGGACCUGGUGCCGAUAUGAACACAGACUGCCAGGAAAUGCUGUUUUCCCAACAUGGCAGCAAGCAGUCAGCUGUUGGAUCACAGCCAAGUGCAGCGAAUGCUGAUUCAACUGAAAGUGGAGGAACUCAUUCAACAAGCAGGCUUUACUUGAGGGAUGACAACAUGGCAACAGAGAAUGCAUCCACGCCAACCUCACCAAGUGUAUUUCUGAAACAGCCAUUUUUGCAGCAUGGCACCAAGAGCUCCCUGAGUGAUAGCGGAUGUUUCUCAGAGCUGGACAGUAACCAUGCUACUCCAAACAAAGCUUCUUUUACCAAGUGUCCUCCCUCCCCUGACUCAACCAAAGCCUCUCUCAAAGGCUCUCUCAAGAUGAGAGCCAGUACUCUAAACACUUCAUUGUCUGCCCAGAUUCACCAUCAUACUGCCCAUUCCAGUCUUCCCAGGAAACCCAAGCCUACCUCAUCUGUAACUGUGGGCUGCAGCAGACAGGAAGGCAGACAUGAUGACUUUUUGCUUCAGGGAAGCAGUGACUUUGAUCCCAGAGAGUUUGAGUUUCUCUCUGCAGGUAAGCCACCAAGAAGUGGCAUGAGCAGCGUCUCUCCUAGGAGGCCCGGAGGUAACAGUAACAGUGUACCUCGACCACCAAAGGCACAAAUGUCAUCUUCAGCUCAAAGGGUUGUGGACGGUUGUGAGAGGUCGAGUAGCAGGAGAGGAGACAUUGCCAUCAAGCUGCCAAGACUCACCCGAGGUGCAACGACUCUAGGAACUGUUUCUAUUCCCCAGAGUUCUGAAUCAAAAUGGGGUCAUGAGGGGACUUCAGUGACAGGUACCGUGAGGUUUUCAUCCUUAGGAAAAAAGUCAAAUGGGCAGAAAAGCAUUGUGAUCUCCAAGUCUGGAAACAUCUCUGCUCUUGCUCCACUUAUCAGACAGUCAAGCCAAGAACAAAAGACAAGGACUGCACUGUCUCCAAGUGCCUUAAAAACAAGCAGCGACACUGGAAAGUCCAUAAUCCCUAAAGCAUCAACCUCAGAGGAAGAACUCAUCAGGCUGCGGGCAGAUUCAUUCAGUCACAGGACAUCGAGUGUAAAAACUGAGCACGUCUCUGCCAGGACAUCUUCAAGCCUGAAGACACGUGGGGCCAAAGCAGAGUCUUCCAGGAACUACGGGAGUCUGAUGUCUCUAGAAAGAUGUGACAGUCCAACCCUCGCUGGGUCCAAGCCUGAACCGUUCAGGGAGAACAGUGGUGCUACUUUAGGAGGUAACUGCAGAUCCAACCGAUCAGUGCCAAGGCUCGGGGUUCCAGCCUCCACCUCCACACCUGCUUCUUCUUCCCAAGUUUCUCUUGGUGUCUUUGCAACUCCAGUCAAGGCACUGGGGCAGGUCAAAGGCAACAGCAGCUCACGAUCAGCAGUUUCUGGUGGACCAAAGGUUCGCACCAUGUCUACCAGUAGUUCCAAGAGCCUGAGUUCCUCCCCCAAAGCUCUUGAUACUAUAGCUGGAAGAAACAGCAGCCUACCUCCAACUGGUAAGUCCCUAGCUCGGUCAGGGACGGGAGCCAAGAUGGGAAGAGGCACCAUCAUGGGCACAAAGCAGGCCAUUAGCAGGGCAGCCAACAGCCGGGUUAGCGAGCUAGCUACUGGGAGCCAGAGGAAGCAGCUCAGCAGGGGGCCCGGGGUACCAGGAAAUGAUGGCACUGACAGUGGGACUAGUAGUGUCAGUGGGUCGCCAAUCAACACGCCGCUCCCGUCACCUUACAGCAAGAUCACGGCGCCUCGGAGGCCGCAGCGCUACAGCAGCGGCCACGGCAGUGACAACAGCAGCAUCCUCAGUGGGGAACUGCCCCCCGCCAUGGGCCGCACCGCCUUGUUUUAUCACAGCGGUGGAAGCAGCGGCUAUGAGAGCAUGAUGCGAGACAGCGAGACCACCGGCAGCACCUCAUCAGCCCAUGACUCCAUGAGUGAGAGUGGAGUGUCCUCAUCCAAUAGGAGCAGAGUUUCUAAAUCACCCAAGAAGAGAGGAAACGGUUUCCAGCGGCGCCGUCUGAUCCCAGCUCCCCUCCCGGACACCUCCUGCCUGGGCAGGAAGGUGGGGGGUCAGUGGGUGGACCUGCCACCUUUAGGCGGCACCCUGAAGGAGCCCUUUGAGAUAAAGGUGUACGAGAUCGACGACGUGGAGCGCCUGCAGAGGAGGAGGGAGGCGGCGACGGGGUCGGAGCCGUUUCAUGAUGUUGAAAAGGGGCUGCUCUACUUCAACGCCCGGCUGAGGAUGCUGGAGAAGAGGCAGCAGCAGAUCAGAGAGCUGAAGAGCAAACACGAGAGGCUGAAGGUGGAGCUGGAGGAGGCCAAGAGCCGGCUGAUGCUGGACCCGAGCAAAUGGAGCGGAGAGUUUGACAUGGACCAAGACCUGGACCGGGAGUCCCAGGAGUACCUGGAGGCUCUGGCUCAGGCCACAGUGGAACUGGAGUACUGCGUCAACCUCUGCAAGUCCCGCGUCAUGAUGGAGACCUGCUUCGACAUUGCGGUGAGACCACCACCAGGUGAGUUCACCACCAGGGGUCGUGACCAGGUGAGUCGACCACCAGGUGACGUGACCAGACUCGCCUGGUCACGUCCCCUGGUGGUGGAGUCACUUGGUGGUGGACUCACCUGGUCAGGUCACCUGGUGGUCGACUCACCUGGUGGUGGAAUCACCUGGUCACGUCCCCUGGUGGUGGAGUCACCUGGUGGUGGACUCACCCAGUGGUGGACUCACCUGGUCACGUCACCUGGUGGUCGACUCACCUGGUGGUGGUCUCACCUGAUGGUGGACUCACCUGGUCACGUCACCUGGUGGUUGACUCACCUGGUGAACAGCAGAAAUGACUGCUGGAGAAGCAGCGGCGAUGAACGCAACGAACACGACGAACACGACGAGCGCGACGAACACGACGAACGCGACGAACACGACGAACACGACGAACACGACGAACGCGACGAGCGCGACGAACACGACGAAUACAAUGGGCAUGACAAAUGCGACGAACACGACGAGCACGACGAACGCGACGAACGCGACGAACACGACAAACACGACGGGCGCGACGAACACGACGAACACGACGAACGCGACGAGCGCGACGAACACGACGAAUACAAUGGGCAUGACAAAUGCGACGAACACAACGAGCACGACGAACACGACGAACGCGACGAACACGACAAACACGACGGGCGCGACGAACACGACGAGCGCGACGAACACGACGAAUACAAUGGGCAUGACGAAUGCGACGAACACGACAAACUUGACAUGGACCAAGACCUGGACCGGGAGUCCCUGGAGACUCUGGCUCAGGAAGGUGAGUCCUGUGGAGACCUGAUCACUGAGUCCACCUGCAGGUUCACCUUGUGUCCUGACUUCAGUCUGCUGAUCAGAGACCAGACUGGGUUUCUGGGCUCCACAGAGACUAGCGUGGGCUCGGCUGCUGAGACUCUGCAGAGGAGCCGUCGGCGGUUUCUGCAGAGCGAGGCCGACUCCAUAAACGGGACCGGCUCUGCCGAGCUUCCUGCUUCACGUCUCAGCAGGAGAAACGAUCCUCCUGCAGGAAUAACACGUCUGUGA
Molecule: messenger RNA, 6972 nt
Organism: Chelmon rostratus (copperband butterflyfish)
Lineage: Eukaryota; Metazoa; Chordata; Actinopteri; Chaetodontiformes; Chaetodontidae
Product: kinesin-like protein KIF26A
Exons: 22
Coding region: 1-6972 (2323 amino acids)
Biological process (GO): microtubule-based movement
Molecular function (GO): ATP binding; microtubule motor activity; microtubule binding
Source: RefSeq, a predicted model, not a curated record